AGCUGCCCCCACCCCCACCCACCACCCCCAUUGGCUGCCCGGGCCUGCAGCGCCGCGCCCCACCGCCCAGGAGGAAUAAGAGGCGCCCCACAACACUCCUGCCACUCUGGACGCCACAGCCAGGAGGUGACAGGAGCGGCCACCAGGAGCCACUGACGAUGUCUGAGCUGGAGAAGGCCAUGGUGGCCCUCAUUGAUGUUUUCCAUCAAUAUUCCGGAAGGGAGGGCGACAAGCACAAGCUGAAGAAAUCUGAACUCAAGGAGCUCAUCAACAAUGAGCUUUCCCAUUUUUUAGAGGAAAUCAAGGAGCAGGAGGUGGUGGACAAAGUCAUGGAAACUCUGGACAAUGAUGGAGACGGCGAAUGUGAUUUCCAGGAAUUUAUGGCCUUCGUCGCCAUGGUUACCACUGCCUGCCACGAGUUCUUUGAACACGAGUGAAACGGAGAGAGCUGUUCCUGUGGCAGAGACGAAGGUCACACAAGGACGCAGAGGGCAAGGGCUUGCAGGCUAGUAGGAGCUGAGCUUUCCAGCCGUGUUGUAGCUAACUAGGAAGCUUGAUUCGCUUUGUCAAUGACAAAUUGAAAACCUCUUUCCGAGGGCCGUCUUCCAAUGGCCCCGGUCACUAUCCCUGCUCCGUUAGGCACACGUGUUAGCUGACUGGCCCCAGGGACUCGGUCACGACCACUUAGGAGAGUGGGUUCUCGGUCACGGAGCGUGUGCUCCACCCGCCGGCACGGCUGUGGAGAACCCUAACCCAGAAAGAUCAAACCGGAACCAAAAACGACCCUGAACACUGGUGGCUUCCUUAAGUCUCCACCAUUGCCAAACACACAAAGUUUUGCCCACCAUCCUUUGAAAAGGCUGCCCUCCCUUAAAUCUGUUAUCAUCGGCGCACAGGAAUGUGCGCGGGGCACAUCGUGGCGGCGCGGUGACAGCGAUGAGCUGUGGUGAGCUGUGACCCCGGGGAAAUACUCAAUACUAACGGCCCUAAAGGAGGAACAUGUCUCCCAAGCCACCAAGUACUGGCAUUUUAAUGCUGACCGCAACUGCGGGUCACAGUUCCACACUCAGCGCACCUCCCCUGAGAGGCUCACAGCUCGCUGGGUCUGUGGGGGGACGCGUGAGCGGCAGGGGGAGCACCGCCCGCCCGCCCGAGCAGGGUUCCGCUCCCGUCUCGGGAGGCAGGCGUUGUGCAAGUAACUCUCUUUGCUUGGCCUCCUCUCCUGUCCCUAAGGCGGUGGGUUCCUAAAGGGACGUGUCCGGUCUGUUGGUGUCAUUCCCCGCUUGUCUGUGCCCGGCCGGGGUCUGCCCACGGCUGUUGGGAGAGUCAGUGCGUGUGCAAAGCUGAACUUUAUGCUUGGGUAUCCACGAAUUCAAAUGUGUCCUAAAUAUUAACAAUCACUUCCAGGAAAAUUCAAAUUAACCUCAUCCACCCCUUUAUCUGCUGCUUUUUUUUUUAAGUGCACAGACUUGGAAAUUCAUAAACCAAUUGAUUGCUUGUAUUUGCAUUAAAUAAAGAGUCCCGUAACAAUCCUCCGUAGCC
Molecule: messenger RNA, 1542 nt
Organism: Acinonyx jubatus (cheetah)
Lineage: Eukaryota; Metazoa; Chordata; Mammalia; Carnivora; Felidae
Gene: S100B
Product: S100 calcium binding protein B
Exons: 3
Coding region: 159-437 (92 amino acids)
Biological process (GO): positive regulation of canonical NF-kappaB signal transduction; positive regulation of cell population proliferation
Cellular component (GO): cytoplasm; nucleus
Molecular function (GO): calcium ion binding; zinc ion binding; S100 protein binding
Source: RefSeq, a predicted model, not a curated record